Molecule: messenger RNA, 1832 nt
Organism: Paramecium pentaurelia
Lineage: Eukaryota; Ciliophora; Oligohymenophorea; Peniculida; Parameciidae
Source: the annotation of a GenBank genome assembly
AUGAUAUCAUAUACUUAUUAAACAGGAUUAGCAAAUUUUGGUAACACUUGUUUUAUGAACAGUGCCAUUCAAAUCUUAUGCAAUACUCCUGGAUUUGCAGAUUACAUAUUAAAUGAUAUUUAUUAAUUUGAUAUAAACUUAAUAAAUCCAUAAGGAAGUAAUGGUGAGAUUAUUUAAAGUUUUGCUUAUCUGAUUAAGGAGUUAAAAAGCAGAAAAUAAUUAUGCAUCAUUGCAAAUUUAUUUAAAAAAACAUUUUCUAAAUUUUAUAAUAUUGUAAAGAAUUAAUUAUUAUUAUUAGUAUUAUGGAAAUGAGUAACAUGAUGCAGCAGAAUUUCUAUUAUAAUUACUUGAUGCUAUUAAUGAGGAUGUAAAUUUAAUUAAAAAAAAACCUUAUUUGAUUAUGCCUUCUAGUAAAGGUAGAGAAGACUUAGUUGUAGCAAUCGAAUAGUGGGAUGUUCAUAGUCAAAGAAAUUAAUCUAUUAUAACUCAACUAUUCUAAGCAUAAUUUAAAAGCAAAAUUGAAUGUCCUAAUUGUAAAAAUAUGUCCAUAACGUAUGUUUAUAUUCCUAAUUAGCUUCGAUCCAUAUAUGAUAAUUUAAUUACCAUUGACCACUUAGAAAAGUGAAAAAGGCAUUGUCUAUUAUUUAUUGGAUGAUUAAUAUAAAUAAAAAUAAAUGACACUCUCUGUCUUUAAAAAUUAUAAUUUUGAAUGGAUUUAAAAUGAAAUUAGAAACUAAUUAAGAACUUAAGCUUUAAUUUUCAAUUUAUCAAACAAAGUAAAAAAUUAUGAAAGUAUCUAAUUGUUUAAUUAAAUUAGUUCGACCAGAAGAUGAUAUUCAAUAUUUAAAACAAUAACUUUUACAUUCAAAAUUACUUGUUAGACCUAUGCAAUUUUAAGAAAUCUAAAUUCCAUAUAAUUAUAGAUGCUAUACUCUCAUAACUCACACAAACCCUGAAUUUUUUAAUUUGACUGAAAUAAUAACAAUCAUUUUUGAUUUCAGAACAAAAAUAUUUGAAAUCUAUGAUUUUAUUGAAAAAAAUUAUUCUUAAUAAUUUCAAUGCUAAUUUGAUUUAUUCUUAGAAUCAAAUUCUUAAGAAACAGAAUAACAAUGUUAUUUUUGUCAUAAAUAAUAUUGUAAAUUCUGUGAAUUAAAGAAAUGUUAACAUAGUUUAAAAUAUUAUAAUAAUUGCAUCUCUUAACCUAAUUUUCAAUUAAAUAUCAUAGUCAAAUGGUAUGGUUAAGGAGUUCCAUAAAUAUAUAAUACAGAAGCUUCAAUUUUUCUAAUGCAAGAUAAAAAUGAGUAAUUUCCAAUUAAUAAAACAUCAUUAACAAUUUAUGAUUGUUUAAAUUUUUAAUAAUAACAAUAAUAAUUAGAUGAAAAUAAUUCAUGGUAUUGCAAUUAAUGCAAUUAACAUGUCUAAGGAAUCAAAUAACUAUUAUUAUAUUCUACACCUCAAAUUUUGAUCAUACAAUUGAAGAGAUUUAAAUCAUCAGAUAAUAUCUCUUAAAAAAUAAAAAACAAUAUAUUUGUCAAGUUUCCGCAUAUUCUUAAUAUGUCUAAAUAUGUUACAAAUUUAAAUGUAUUAUUAAAUAAAUAUUUUAGCUACCAAACGACUAUUUAAAUGGAAAUAACAAAAAUGAAUUAAAAUAUAAACUAUAUGGAGUAAUUAAUCAUUAUGGAGAACUUUACGAAGGUCAUUAUAAUUCUUUAAUUAAAAAUUUAGAGGAUUAAAAAUGGUAUUGCUAUGAUGAUUCUCAAGUCAAAGAAAUAUAAGUUUAAGAUAUCAUAACUCAACAUGCAUAUGUGUUAUGUUACGAAAGACAAAAUUGA